Molecule: messenger RNA, 1523 nt
Organism: Nicotiana tabacum (common tobacco)
Lineage: Eukaryota; Viridiplantae; Streptophyta; Magnoliopsida; Solanales; Solanaceae
Source: RefSeq, a predicted model, not a curated record
AAAAGAGAAGGGGUUAAUCGGAAUUUACGCUUGAAAUAACUUUUGUUAGGGUUUCAAAUUCAUUUUCAAUCUCUAGGGUUUCAACUUCAACAGUUCACCUUGAUUUCAAUGGUGUAACUUCCGUUCGCCGGCGAGUUAUUUCCGUCACCGUCACAAACUCCGCGCUGGCCCUUUCUCCCGCUUUUCAAUUUUCUGAAUAGAGUAGAUGCUUCUCUAGAUAGGAGAGCUCAACUUUUGUAUUCAGAGUCAGGAAGUGGUGGACCUAUUGAUGGGUGCACCAAAGCAGAAGUGGACAUCAGAAGAAGAAGCUGCCCUUAAAGCUGGUGUAGCAAAGUAUGGGGUUGGAAAAUGGAGCACCAUACUCAAAGAUCCAGAGUUUGCUACUGUGUUGCGCUCUCGCUCAAAUGUGGAUCUGAAGGAUAAAUGGAGAAAUCUACAUGUCAUGGCAAAUGGUUUGGGGUCUCGGCAUCAAGUGUCUCGGCAUCAAGGGAGGGUUGUCUCUAAAAGUGUCCAGCCUAAGCAGAAGCAUGAUGACAACUCCUUGCUUGUUAGCACCGCGGUUGAGAAUGAUACAGAAGUUCUUGAUCCUAAACCUCUUGCAUCGUCUGGUGAUGCACUGGAGGAUGUUGGUUGUGAAAAGACGAUUUGUAGAUUGGACGAUCUUAUAUUGGAGGCAAUAGCCAAAUUGAAGGAACCACAUGGAUCUCGUCGAAAUGCAAUUUUGUCUUACAUAGAGGAGUGGUACACGGCACCUCCAAACUUUGAAAGACUGUUGGCAGCAAAUUUGAAGGCGUUGACUGAUAAAGGAAGACUGAUUAAGGUAAGGCAUCAAUACAGGAUUGCGCCGAGUAGAUUAUCAUCUGGUACCAAGGGAGGCCAUCUCUCUUUUCUUAUGGAUGGAAAGGAGGAUUCCACUAUGAUAGAAAAGAAUGAAAUUAGAAUACGGACUAAAGCACAAAUUGAUGUGGAGUUAGAGCAGAUGAAGAGCAUGACUGCAGAGGAGGCUGCUGCAGCUGCUGCACAAGCAGUUGCAGACGCUGAAGCUGCCAUUGCUGAGGCGGAACGGGCGGCAAGGAUUGCAGAGGCGGCUGAAGCAGAGGCAGAGGCAGCACAGUGUUUUCAUGAAGUUACAUUGAAGGCAUUGCAGCAUCAAACUAUCCCUGUCUGAUGACAUUAGCUGGAUCCACCACUUGGGUUUUCAUCUUCAGUACAAUUGGCAAUUUAUUGUUGAUAUGUGGAUAGAGUUGUAAAUGUGGUUAUUUUUGUCCAUUGCUAGUGAUCUUAAUUAUGGCAUUGAGGUCAUAGUGAAGUUUAUAGGCAAAAGGAGUAUAGAAAUCCUUUUUUUGGUGGUUGGCUGACAUGCAAAAUGUAUAUCCUCAAAAAGCCGCUAACCUUUUUUGUUUUAAAUAUUUUGUCUUUGGUGCGAAGUGGUUGUAUAACAGAGCUGGUUGAAUUGCCGUUGAUCCACAAAAAAUCUUGAUGAACCUAUGAUUCAGAAAAUAAUUGUUUUGAUUGUGGUUUCA